CAACAAAAAAGGAAAAGAAAAGAAAUUCACAAUAUGAGUAUGUUUAGGCGUAAUUGCUUGAACGCGUUGAGAUCUGUGAGACGUCUCAGCCAUGCUCGAUUUCGAAAUUAUCCAAGCUGCGGCUGUGUCGGAGAUCCCCCUGCACAAUUUUGCGGUUCGGUUGUGGCCCCGAAAGACCAUGCUUAUGUGAUUGAAAGUUUUGAUUGGUACUGGGAGACUCUCAUGCCUGGAGAAUCAGUGAUCCUGUUUCCCUUGACCGAUACAAUUGCUCAUGUGCAAUGUUUCAACUAGAAGCAGCUUAUAGCUCCUGACCACACAGUUUUCACCAACGACCUUUUCCCAAUUACAGUUAGUACGUGGUCUGAUUUCGAUCUCUCAAGGUAAUGUCAUCGAUCAAAUUCUUGAACUCUCCAGGGCUACUACUUGUAUAGGUACUGAGAAUCUCUCUCUCUCUCUCACACACACAAAUUGAGAUGCUCCGCGGGCCUCGUAUCUUCCUGAACAUCCUAUGGCUACAGCUAUUAGGCGUGCCAAGACUGCCAUGCGUUCUGCGGUUGGGAGAGUGGCUUAUGAUAACUUAUAUCUCGAAACACGAUGCAUCAACAAUUUCAUAGUGACUAGUCCUCCCCCGAUUCAUUGGAGUGGUGGGUUUCUGGUGCCCAAUACCCAGGCGGUUGUGAUCGAGCGGUUUGGAAAGUACCCCAAGAACGCUACGACCAGGAAUUCUAUUCCCCUUUCGGUUUCUGCGGAAUUUACAAUGAUGAUUUCGGACCCUGUGCUGGCCUCUUAUGAGGUUGACAAUCCCGUGGUCGAGACUAUUGCUCUUGCGCAGCGUACUCUUCGUUCUGUAAUUGGGCAAUUCACUUUCGAGCACAUACUACAGUGUCGUGGAUACCUUCAUAAUCAUCUAAUUUUUGCACUCGUCCACGAGGUAGGGAGAUGGGGAGUUGCUUGUCGGAGCUUUGAGAUAACUUAUCAGCUGUUUCACCUGAGUUUAAAAAAGUUCUUGAGGACCGGAAGGCAGAGAAACAAAACAAAGGAUUGGCAGAGGUUCUUAGCAUUUCGUCCAAUGCCCAAGCUUGUGCGGGGUAAAGCUAUUCCAGACACCUGUUUGCUCCGAGCUUCUCAAUUCCAUGCAUCAAACCAGACUUAGGUCAUGGACCUUUGCUGGGAGUAAUUUAUUUCCGAGAGAUAUUUUGAGAACAGUUUUCUUGGUCUUACACAUUAUGGUGAAAUCUGGAGCUGACUUGUGACCGAAAAUCUUGUGUUGGAAUGUUGUACACAUCCCGGCUGUUUUACUUUACAACUUCUAAUUCUCCCUGGCUGGUCAUGUGCCUUUUAAACAACAUUAUGGUUGAAAUAGAUUCUAUAUUUCUAUAUGACCUUUUAAACAAACAUUAUCAAUUUCUGUAUGAUCCCUGUAUUGCAAUUUUUGUUUGUGUGGACUGCUUUCUCUUGGCAACUGUUUGGGCUAGGAGGUGAAGAGUUUUUGCCU
This is a messenger RNA of Rosa chinensis, 1495 nucleotides long. RefSeq lists its product as uncharacterized. The record is from RefSeq and is a predicted model, not a curated record. The transcript is spliced from 8 exons. Gene Ontology annotation, cellular component: membrane. Lineage: Eukaryota; Viridiplantae; Streptophyta; Magnoliopsida; Rosales; Rosaceae. The coding region runs from base 509 to 1153 and encodes 214 amino acids.